Molecule: messenger RNA, 1956 nt
Organism: Orycteropus afer afer
Lineage: Eukaryota; Metazoa; Chordata; Mammalia; Tubulidentata; Orycteropodidae
Gene: AATF
Product: apoptosis antagonizing transcription factor
Biological process (GO): regulation of transcription by RNA polymerase II
Cellular component (GO): nucleolus; nucleus
Source: RefSeq, a predicted model, not a curated record
AAUCCCUUCAGCUUUGCGCACGCUUCGGCCGUCAUCCUAGCAAAGCUCAAUGACGCAUAAGCCCCGCCCCUCCCGCGAGGCUCCCGGAAGUUCCCAACCCGGAUUUGGGCGCCUGGCCCUGCGCGGUUUCUGGCUGUGUUGGGGAGUAGUGUCGGGGCGAUAGGACCUGGUGGGGAGAGAGAGAUUCAUAGCCGGGGUUGGGCCGCAGAUUCACGUGCGCGACGCAGACCGAAACCUGGUGACGAUGGCAGGGCCGCAGCCUCUGGCGCUGCAGCUGGAACAGCUGUUGAACCCACGACCGCGCGAGGCGGAUCCUGAGGCGGAUCUGGAGGAGGCCACUGCAGCCAGAGUGAUUGACAAGUUUGAUGAAGGGGAAGAUGUGGAAGGUGAUAUCCUGACAGUGGGUAGCAUCAGAAAACUGGCAUCGACCUCCCUAUUGGACACAGACAAAAGAUAUUUAGGCAAGACCACUUCUAGAAAAGCUUGGAAGGAGGACCACUGGGAGCAGACUCUGCCAGGUUCAUCCGACAAGGACGUAUCUGAUGAGGAAGGGUCUGGAGAUGGGGAUUCAGAGGGACUGGGUCUGGAGGAGUAUGAUGAAGAUCACAUGAGGGCUGCUGAGGGGCAGGAGUCUGGUGAUGAUGGGGAGAAUGGCCUGGCCCAGAGGAAGAAGAGCAGAAGCCUCUCUGGGAAAUCAGCGGGCUUCAAUGUCCAGAGCAUUAGUGACUUUGAAAAAUUUACUGAGGGGAUGGAUGACGUUGGGAGCAGUGAGGAGGAGGAAGACGAAGAGGAAGAGAGUGGCAUGGAAGAAGGGGAUGAUGAAGAAGACUUUGAGGGUGAGAGUGAGGAGGACAAGGCUGAAGAUAGGAAUAGUGAAGAUGAUGGAGUGGUGAUGACCUUCUCCAGUGUCAAAGUAUCCGAGGAAGUGGAGAAAGGAAGAGCUGUGAAGAAGCAGAUAGCCCUGUGGGACCAGCUCUUAGAAGGACGGAUCAAACUACAAAAGGCUCUGUUGACUACCAAUCAGCUUCCUCAACCAGAUGUUUUUCCUAUUUUCAAGGACAAAGGUGGCCCGGAAUUUGCCAGCGCCCUGAAAAAUAGUCACAAGGCACUUAAAGCAUUAUUGAGGUCAUUGGUGGAUCUUCAGGAAGAGUUGCUUUUCCAGUACCCAGACACUAGAUACCUAGUAGAUGGUACAAAGCCCAAAGCAGAAAGUGAGGAGGAGAUUUCUAGUGAAGAUGAUAAACUGGUUAAGGAGGAGAAGCAGCAGAGAAGGGCCCUACCAAAGAGGAAGCUAGAGAUGGAUGACUAUCCCAGCUUCAUGGCAAAGCGCUUUGCUGACUUUACAGUCUAUAGGAACCGUACCCUUCAGAAGUGGCACGACAAAACCAAGCUGGCUUCUGGAAAACUGGGAAAGGGUUUUGGUGCCUUUGAACGCUCAAUCUUGACUCAGAUUGAUCAUAUUCUGAUGGACAAAGAAAGAUUACUUCGAAGGACACAGACCAAGCGCUCUAUCUACCAAGUUCUUGGCAGACUGGAACCAGCAACUCAGCCUGUCCCUGAGAAUUUGCCAGGACAACCGGAGAUCCUUCCUCAGGCCCCUGCCAAUGCUCACCUGAAGGACUUGGAUGAAGAAAUAUUUGAUGAUGAUGACUUUUACCACCAGCUCCUUCGAGAACUCAUAGAACGGAAGACCAGCUCCUUGGAUCCCAAUGAUCAGGUGGCCAUGGGAAGGCAAUGGCUUGCAAUCCAGAAGUUACGAAGCAAAAUCCACAAGAAAGUAGAUAGGAAAGCCAGCAAAGGAAGAAAACUUCGGUUUCAUGUCCUUAGCAAGCUGUUGAGCUUCAUGGCACCUAUUGACCAUACUGCAAUGAAUGAUGAUGCCAGGACAGAGCUGUAUCGAUCUCUUUUUGGCAAACUCAACCCUCCUGGUGACAACCACAGGGACUGAAGUCACAC